AUGGGGCCGCGCGCGCUGCCGCCGCCGCUCCCGCUGCUGCUGCUGCUGCUGUCGGCGCUGCUGUACGGAGCCCAGGGGGCCGCGCCCUUGUCGCAGCGCGCCGCGCAGGCCACGCCGCCGCCGUCGCCCGCCGUGACGAACGCCAGCCAGCCGGGCUCGCCGCACAACGGCACGCACCCGCUGAGCUCGCCGGGCUCGCCGCUGCUGCGCUCCUUCUACGUGCUCACGGGCCUCAGCGGCCUGGCCGCGCUCUACUUCCUCAUCCGGGCCUUCAGGUUGAAGAAGCCACAGCGGCGGAGGUAUGGCCUCUUGGCCAAUGCUGAGGAUUCCACAGAGAUGGCCUCGCUGGACAGUGAUGAGGAGACCGUCUUUGAAACGAGGAACCUGAGAUGAUGCCGCAGCAAGGGAGGCAGCGUUCCAGCAGCCCUGGAGGAAGGACCAGGGGCAGGGCUGGCUCCCGUGCCCAGCAGUGCCCGGCCAGCUCUGUGCUGGCUUUGGUGUGGGUGUGAUUUGGCGGCAGCCCCGGGAGCACCUUUCAGAGCCUGCCCAACACACCUGAAGCAGCCUCAGCCAGCCCCACCUGAGAGCCUGAGGACCCCUGGGUGGAAGUCACAGGGCUCUGGCAGCCCCCCUGCCCAGACUCUGCAGUCGCCUCCGCUGACCGUGACUGUGGCCGCUCCCCUUCCCCACUGGGGUGCAGUAGCCUUGAACUGAGGGCGGUUGGGCAGGUGGGCCUGUGAGGAACACCGGCCAGCUGAGCUGAGGACAAUAAAAGUGGUAGCGACCAUG
Messenger RNA from Loxodonta africana (African savanna elephant), 789 nucleotides. It is a transcript of the gene FAM174C, whose product is annotated as family with sequence similarity 174 member C. The record is from RefSeq and is a predicted model, not a curated record. Lineage: Eukaryota; Metazoa; Chordata; Mammalia; Proboscidea; Elephantidae. The coding region runs from base 1 to 393 and encodes 130 amino acids. The transcript is spliced from 3 exons. Gene Ontology annotation, cellular component: extracellular region.